AUUUUACUUCCGCUCUCUUUACCUUUACCACGAUUUUUUGGUGUUGUAAAAUAUUUUCAAGAAAAAAUGGCUCAAUCAGCUCAAGAAUUUAGUAUUGUUAAUAAUGAAACCCUUAUCACUUGCCCUUAUGAUCCUGUUCACAAAAUUCGAGCUAAGAAAAUUAUGUACCAUUUAAGCAAGUGUUCAAAAAGCCAUAGGUACUACUCUGGGAAAGUUCUUACUUGCUUAUAUGACAGUACCCAUGUCAUAAGAGAGGACGAAUAUUAUGACCACAUGAAAGUUUGUAGUCAAAGGCAUACUAUCUGCCAAGAAAUGACUCCUCAAUAUGAGGAAAAGUUGGGUAAUAACCCGUUUACAAGGGAGACUUUUUCGGAUGACCGCUAUCAAGCGGAAGAAGACUGGGGAGCUGAAAUAGGUGAUUAUGAUGGCUCGAACAAUCAAUCAAUGAAUGCAAAGCUACUGAAUCAAAAAGCAAGCGUGAUUCCUGUAGAAAAGAUACAAGGUUUAUCAAGAUAUCAUAAGAGAUUGUAUCUACAUUACUUUGGAGCUAAACUCAAGGCUGAAGACGAUAAUUCCAGUCUGCCGGAACUACCGUUUGAAUGUAAACUUAAAGCCUACUAAUUCAAUUUUUUUAAAACUUUUUUUAUUCUCCCAGUAAAGCAUUUGCCGAAUUUUCAAGAAGAUCUAGGUUUAGGCUCUACUAGACCAAUAGUUGCCGGCAGAGGUAGAGGACAUUCUAGCAUUACUUACAACAAUUGUUUUUGAUUUUUAACGAAUAAUAAUUCUGUAGACAAGUUGAAAAUUGAUGAAAUAUAUUAAAAUGCUUUACGUUAUAUUAUGACUUAAUGGUUAUAUAAAAUAUAAUUUGUUUGUUCAAACUUUCGUAAUGAGAUUGAACAGCUAUAAACAAUACUUAAGUGUUUUUUCUAUACUCAUUUGGUCUGAAUAAUAAACAGUUGAACUAAUAA
Dimorphilus gyrociliatus is the source of this 968-nucleotide messenger RNA. The record is from the annotation of a GenBank genome assembly. Lineage: Eukaryota; Metazoa; Annelida; Polychaeta; Dinophilidae.